AGCAAUUGUUGACCCGGAAGAUAUGCUCGAUUAACAGCAUGGAAACCGAUGGAAACGUGCCGGCGAAACAUAAUAAUUCACCCGCUAACAGAUCAAUAUCCAGUUUGAGUUAAUACAACUAGCCAACCAGUGCAGUUGUUGAUGUUGAAGACAGCCAGGACGUGAUCUUGGACAUACCAGCUUCCUUAUUUAAUUGCGGACUCUCUACAAGACUAUGGAAACUUCAUUAGUAGGCUGUGUCAAGAGAAAGAGGGAGCCUUCCCCAACACAAAAAAGCCGCAAACGGGUGAAAGAGACCGAAGGCAGCCUCUCCAGUUCCCCAUCUCCAGGGCUCUCUGUGCCGUUUCACCGUUUCCAGGAGCCGGUCACGUUGAAAGAUCUGACGGAACUGCUCCAGUACGCUGUUCUCGGGAACACCAUGGGGCUGAAUCCACCUAGUUGGUGUCGUCUGCACCACCAGAAGAGGGUGUCAGGGGUCAGUGUGGUGGUUCUGGAUGGACUGAGCCAAGCCCACUUCUACAGACACUACCUGCACUUCAGACACCUCCGCACCAACUACACCUGUAGACGGAGUUACACUCCAUCGCUAGGCAACGUAACAUCAGGAAUUUUCAGCAGUGAAGUGGUUGGGACCCAGAAUCCCUCAGUGAUUCCUGAAGGCCAACAGAGCGCCCAUCCAGAGGGAGGUCUGCAAUGGCAUCCAGUGAUCAGGCAGUUUGGUCUGGAGACCAGAGGGUUGACUGGAUAUCUGCUGAGUCCUGAAGAAAUGAUCAAGAACCACUUUCCUGUCCACGGUGACAGACACACACACAGUAUGCCGGGCACUGAGGGUUUCGUCAGUACAGACAGUUCUACCAGCGUGACUGACUGUAGUCCUCUCUACGGUCUGGACUGUGAGAUGUGUCUGACGAAGAACGGGAAUGAACUGACACGUGUCUCUCUGGUGGACUGCAAGGGGAGUUGUGUUCUGGACGAGCUGGUCAAACCUCCUAACCCCAUCUUCCACUACCUCACAAAGUUCUCUGGUAUCACCCCGGCGAUGCUGAAACCAGUCACCACCACGCUAAGAGACGUCCAGCUGAAGCUGAAGAAAGUGCUUCCACAGGACGCGGUGCUGGUUGGCCACUCCCUGGAAAAUGACCUCAGGGCCCUGAAGCUGAUCCACUGCCAUGUGAUUGACACCUCACUGCUCUACCGAAAAGAGUUUGGACAGAGGUUUAAACUCAAGGUGCUGGCUCACAUUGUGCUAAAGAAGGAGAUUCAGAUGGAGGACAGACUGGGUCAUGAUCCCACAGAGGAUGCUCUGGCUUCGCUGGAGCUGGCCCAGUACUUUAUACGCACCGGACCACGAAAGGUGGUGGAGCUGUUCUGUGAAGAGCUGUGGGGGAAAAGUCUCGCCAUGUACCAGCCUCCCGUCAGCACGCCAACCCACGGCAGCCCCAACCUCCGGUUUGACGAGGCCCUGAAGACUUAUGGAAAAUCAGUAGUGUUUAUUGGGAAGCGCUCUGACAUCACCCUGGCUCUGUCCAACCAGCAGUGGCAAAGCUCAGAUAGAGAGGUACUGUCCUCCUUCAGAAGAGGACUAACGUCUCGCUCGUUCAGCGUUGUUCAGUUCUCUUCCUUCUCUGAUCAUCUGAAGUCUACAGACUCUUCUGAACAGCACUAUAAGCAGAUGUCUGUGCGUCUGAGAGAGAUGUGUAUGGUGUUUGCUGGCCCGUUGCCUAGCGACUACACGGAGAAGCAUGUGAAGAGGCUGUUUAACAGAUGUGGACUCGUCAGAACCGUCAGGCUGCUGAGCGCUGACCAAAGAGUGCACGCGGAGGUGGAGUUCGAGCUGCUGGAGGGAGCUGUGCUGGCUCUGGAGACCCUCGAUGGAGCACAGCUGCACACUGGACACAUUAUCAAGGUCCAGAGGCCUGUGAAGGAGUCUAUGCUUGAUUUUGAGGUCUAUUUGAGUUCCUUGCAGGAGGACCUGCUAAAUGCUAACGUCAUUUACGCUACAGGGCUAAAGGCUAAUGGUAAAACGACCUGCCAUACAACCCAAGUAAAUGGGACUUUGCUGGAAACUGAGGCUAAUACAACAAUCAAAAGCAAUGUGAUAGGGCUAAAUGCUAAUGUAGCAGAGUUCCCAGCUAAGGUCAAUGGCUCUCAGCCACAUGCUCAAGCUAACCAUUCAGUGCCCUUCGCAAAAGGCAACGGAACUUUGCAAACUACUCAAGCUAAGCUAGCUGAAGCAAAUAGUACCGGGCUACAUGGCAAAGCAAAAUUCGCUAAGCUGUCAUCCGAAGUCAAUGGAACUGUGCUCCGAGCUAAAGCUAUGCUAGCAAAGAUAUCAGCCGAAGCAAAUGGAGCAAAGCCAAGCGCUAACUCCGCAGGACCCUCUGAACAGGACCUCUGUGAGGCCUUUGGGCACUACGGCACAGUCAAGGGUGUUAUUUUACCUCCAAAACACUGUGGUCAACGGAAACGCAGGAGACACGCGUUCAUAAAGUACGAUCAUCCUGGCGCUGUGGAGGCGGUCCUUACCUCACCUAUGGAACUCUGGGACAUGAAGGUGAGCACCUGCAGGGCCCUGACCCCUCCCCACCUACGCUCCUGGGUUACUAUGGCAACCACAAGGCUGGGGCGCGACUAUGAAGAAACACCUGACACGUCUUCGCGCGAAAUCGGAGGCGAGGAGCAGGUGGAGGUUGCUCCUUUGAUGAGGAGGUUGGACCGCCGCGUGGGGAAGCUGUUUCGGGCUCUUCCUGAUAACACCCUCAGUCUGGUGCUGUUGCCUGGAUACAUCAGUUCCCACGGUGAUAAUGUUCCUGGCCUGUGUUUCCUGCAUGUGAAACGGUGAUCGGUACCUCUGGGUGACCAAUCCCAUGACACGUAAACAUUCUUGUUCCACCGUCUUUAUGUGCUGCAAAUCCAAAGUAAUGGAGUGUUGAGGGACACCUUGGUCUUUUAGAGGCUGAAGAUAUCCUGAAAUACAGAAUAAAAUGGGAUAAUGAAAAAUGUUUUUACUUUCUUAAAGAAAAUUUGUUGUUACGAUAGAAUCAUUUGUAAUGUAAAUAGUUUUAAAUAAAAAAUAAUUCGGAAAUAUUAAUGUAAGUGAUC
Esox lucius (northern pike) is the source of this 3102-nucleotide messenger RNA. Its product is annotated as RNA exonuclease 5. The record is from RefSeq and is a predicted model, not a curated record. NCBI's taxonomy places the organism in Eukaryota, Metazoa, Chordata, Actinopteri, Esociformes, Esocidae. Bases 215 to 2842 code for a protein of 875 amino acids. The transcript has 18 exons. Gene Ontology annotation, molecular function: RNA binding; exonuclease activity. Gene Ontology annotation, cellular component: nucleus.